AUGUCCGAAUCUUUCGAAACGCCUCCAAAGCCUCUUGGGGCUACUACCAUCGCCAAUGUUGACAUCGAUGCACGGGCGGAACGGGCACUGGUCUGGAAGUUUGACCUCCGCCUGCUUCCUGUACUGGCUGUCAUGUAUCUCUUUAACAGUCUUGAUAAAUCCAAUUUAGGCAAUGCAAAGACAGCAGGUCUGGAAGACACACUUCACCUGGAAAAGAAUCAAUAUAAUAUGAUAUUGAGUAUUUUCUUCGUGCCAUACGUUCUGACGGCACCUUUCCUUGGUCUACUUGGAAAGAAGUAUGGACCCAAUAUUGUGCUUCCAAGUAUGAUGCUCGCAUUCGGUCUCUGUACAAUUUUGGUAGUGGCUGCAUACAACUUCAGCGGUCUAUUUGCCAUUCGGUGGUUUUUGGGUAUGGCAGAGAGUGCCUUCUUUCCUCUGGUUAUCUACUAUCAGACAACCUUUUAUCGCCGAGGUGAACUUGCUCGUCGGCUAGCAAUUUUCUAUGCCGCACAAAGUAUCGCAUCUGCCUUUUCCGGGCUACUAGCUUUCGGCGUAUUCCGUAUUCACACUGGUCCAUUAGCAUCCUGGAGAUACUUAUUUCUAAUCGAAGGCUGUGGGACUGUUCUCUUUGCGCUCUUUGCUCUUUGGUAUCUCCCGAGGUCGGCUUCAGAGGCAAAUUUCCUUACUGAGGAGGAAAAGGAGCUUGCGUACCUCCGGCUUCAAAUUGACAGCUCCUCGGUGGUUGAAGAAGAACUCAACAUUCGAGAUGCAUUCCGUGUGUUCAAACAUUGGACUAGUUGGGCCAUUUUGGCCAUCCAAAUUUGCCUUGGCGUACCACUCCAAGCUGUUCAAUUAUUUCUUCCAGUAAUUAUUGAACGUCUUGGCUACAGUACGGUCAAGACCAACCUUUACACUGUCGCGCCUAAUGUUUCAGGUGCAGCAAUGUUGUUGAUAUUGGCCUUCGCUAGUGACUGGACCAGAUGGCGCUUCCCGUUUAUCGUACUGGGCUUUUUGUUCACCUUCGUUGGAUUUGUUAUAUACGCAGCCAUCGAUGUUCAAAAUCAACUGAGUGUCGCUUACUUUGCUUCGUUCAUGAUGACUUGGGGCACUUCCGCACCUUCAGUUCUUCUCGAUUCCUGGUACAACAACAAUAUUGCUAACGAGGGACGACGUGUUGUGUUAACUAGUAUCGCUGUUCCAAUGGCGAACCUUAUGGGAGUUGUUAGCUCCAAUAUCUUCCGUAGCCAGGAUGCGCCCAAGUACUUCCCUGCACUAAUUACCACAUCCGUGUUUGGAGGUACUGGAAUAAUUUUGACGCUGUGCCUUGGCAUCUGGAUGAUGAUAGACAACAAGCGAAGAGACCGGAAGCAAGGAUUUCAUAUCAAAGCAAGAGAUAUCCCUACAGAGAAUCUCAACGAGGGGCCCGCAAGUGAUGACUUCCGAUGGUUCUAUUAA
Messenger RNA from Penicillium macrosclerotiorum, 1455 nucleotides. RefSeq names its product putative MFS transporter. Gene Ontology annotation, cellular component: membrane. The record is from RefSeq and is a predicted model, not a curated record. NCBI's taxonomy places the organism in Eukaryota, Fungi, Ascomycota, Eurotiomycetes, Eurotiales, Aspergillaceae. Gene Ontology annotation, molecular function: transmembrane transporter activity. Gene Ontology annotation, biological process: transmembrane transport. The coding region runs from base 1 to 1455 and encodes 484 amino acids. The transcript has 4 exons.